AUGGCGAGCCAAAAGAUUGCUAUCUUGUCUGCGUACGACAAGACAGGUCUUCUUGAUCUCGCCAAGGGUCUCAUCAAGCAAGAUGUGCGCCUACUGGCUUCCGGCGGCACUGCCAAGCUGAUCAGGGAAGCCGGAUUCAAGGUCGAGGAUGUAUCUGCCAUCACACACGCUCCGGAAAUGCUCUCGGGCAGAGUCAAGACGCUCCAUCCUGCUGUUCACGCUGGUAUCUUGGCGCGCAACUUGGAGUCAGACGAGAAAGAUCUUGCCGACCAAAACAUCAACAAGGUCGAUUAUGUUGUCUGCAAUCUCUAUCCUUUCAAGGACACUGUUGCUAAGAUCAACGUCACCGUUCCGGAAGCUGUCGAGGAGAUUGACAUCGGUGGCGUGACUCUGAUCAGAGCAGCUGCCAAGAAUCACGCCAGAGUCACAAUUUUGAGCGAUCCCAAUGACUACUCGACUUUUCUGCAGGAUCUCGAGAAGGGCGAGAUCACCGAACAGCAGAAGCAGUUGUAUGCCCUCAAGGCUUUCGAACACACCGCCGACUACGAUGCUGCUAUCUCCGACUUCUUCCGAAAGCAGUACGCGGGCAAUGGCUUGCAACACAUGUCUCUACGUUACGGGGCCAAUCCUCACCAGAAGCCUGCUGCAGCGUACAUGAAGGACUCUGAACUUCCAUAUACGGUCCUAGGCGGUUCGCCAGGCUAUAUCAACCUCCUUGAUUGCCUGAAUGCCUGGCCACUGGUUAAAGAGCUCAAAGAAGCCCUUGGCCUUCCCGCCGCAGCUUCUUUCAAGCAUGUUUCUCCUGCCGGAGCUGCCAUUGCGGUUCCACUUGACGAGACAGAGCGCAAGGUCUUCAUGGUCGACGAUAUUGCUGGCAUCUCAGAUUCGCCUCUCGCUCAAGCCUAUGCUCGUGCUCGUGGCGCCGACCGAAUGUCAAGCUUUGGCGAUGUUAUCGCCCUCUCUGACAAGGUCGACGUGCCUACCGCCAAAAUCAUCUCCCGUGAGGUGUCUGAUGGUGUCAUCGCCCCUGACUACGAUUCCGAGGCUCUCGAAAUUCUCAAGAAGAAGAAAGGCGGCAAGUAUCUGGUUCUGAAGAUGGAUGAAACAUAUAUUCCGGCAUCACAGGAAACGCGCUCCGUCUAUGGCGUUCAAUUGACUCAACGUCGAAACGAUGUCAGAAUUUCGCCCAAGGAUACUUUCGGUUCCGUCGUGGUGCCCAAGGAUACUAAACAGCUCUCACCGGAGGCACUCAGGGAUUUGACGGUUGCCACCAUCGCCGUCAAGUAUACUCAGUCCAACUCGGUAUGCUACGCAGUCAAUGGCCAGACGAUCGGCAUUGGUGCAGGUCAGCAAAGCCGUAUUCACUGUACACGGCUGGCCGGAGAUAAGGCAGAUAACUGGUACAUGCGUUUCAAUCCACGAGUUUUGGAUAUCAAGUGGAAGAAGGGAGUCAAGCGCCCAGAAAAGUCCAAUGCCAUCGACAUGCUCUGCUCCGGUCAAGUUCCACCACCAUCGGAAUUCGAGAAGGAGGAUUAUGAGCGCAAUUUCGACGAAGUGCCAGGGCCGUUCUCUCUCACUGAUCGUCAGAAGUGGCUCGAGGGACUGAAAGGUGUUGCGGUUAGCAGCGAUGCCUUCUUUCCCUUCGUGGACAACGUCUACCGAGCUGCCAGGUCAGGGGUCAGCUACAUUGCUGCCCCAACCGGAAGCCAGAACGACAACGCGGUGUUUGAAACUGCGGAAAAGCUCGGUAUAACAUUCGUUGAGCAGAGCACGCGGCUGUUCCAUCAUUGA
Cyphellophora europaea CBS 101466 is the source of this 1791-nucleotide messenger RNA. RefSeq names its product phosphoribosylaminoimidazolecarboxamide formyltransferase/IMP cyclohydrolase. Gene Ontology annotation, molecular function: phosphoribosylaminoimidazolecarboxamide formyltransferase activity; IMP cyclohydrolase activity. Bases 1 to 1791 code for a protein of 596 amino acids. The record is from RefSeq and is a predicted model, not a curated record. Lineage: Eukaryota; Fungi; Ascomycota; Eurotiomycetes; Chaetothyriales; Cyphellophoraceae. Gene Ontology annotation, cellular component: cytosol. The transcript is spliced from 3 exons. Gene Ontology annotation, biological process: 'de novo' IMP biosynthetic process.